GAUACAUCGCGUGUGGGAUCAGCAAAAUGCUCAUCACUCUCAGCAACCUUCGUCCCGAACGCGAACUACAAAAACUUUCCCUCUCGUUUUCUCUGCAAACAAUCACAGUGUGUGUGCGUGAGAGAGAGGGAGAGAGAGAGGGCGCAUUAUAAGACGCCGGUGCGCUAACCUACGCACUCGCGGCUCGAUUGGUCGCUCCGAGCCUCGGCAAUGCGGGUGCGAUCCUCUGCGAUUCUCGCGCUGUUCUUGCUCUGUCAUCUUCGUCUCUGCUUCGGUUCUGGGCCUGCUCGCUCUCUGGUGGAUGAGUUCUCCCAGCCGGACUCGGUGUUGGAGGGGAGCAAUGCCACCGGCGCCGAGUCGAACGCGUCGCGCAGAUCCAACGAGGACAGCUUCGCGGACAUAAUCGAUCGGGCUUUGGAGAGGGAGUUCCCAGAGAACGAGCAAAACGAAGCCACGGAUGCUGGUGGCUUCAACAACAGUGUUACUGAGCAGCAGGCUGUUUUGGAAACUGUUGCUAGAAUGAAGACCAAGAAAAAUGAUACAAAGGAGGAGAAUAGGUCGUUCCAUAUUCAUGAUGUUUUUAAUUUGGAUAGUGAGAAUCGAGCAGAAGAUAUGCCAACUUUAAUCGAUCGAAAGGACAAUGUCUUUAUUAUAUCCAAUCGAAAGUCUAAGUAUCCUGUGCUACAAGUGGACUUGAGAUUGAUUUCAGAUCUGGUAGUCGUAAUUGUCUCUGCAACUUGUGGUGGCAUUGCCUUUGCUUGUGCUGGACAGCCGGUUUUUACUGGAUAUCUGCUAGCAGGAUCUGUAAUUGGACCUGGGGGCUUGAGCUUUGUUAGUGAAAUGGUGCAAGUUGAAACAGUUGCUCAAUUUGGUGUGAUCUUUCUUCUUUUUGCAUUGGGCCUGGAGUUUUCCGCAGCAAAGCUUCGUGUUGUUCGAGCUGUGGCAGUUCUAGGAGGUCUACUCCAGAUUUUCCUAUUUAUGUGCUUGUGUGGAAUAACAGCCUCGUUAUGUGGUGGCAAGCCUUCUGAGGGGGUAUUUGUUGGUGUAUUGCUGUCUAUGUCUUCGACAGCAGUGGUCUUGAAAUUUUUGAUGGAAAAAAAUAGUGUUAGUGCUCUUCAUGGUCAGGUCAUAAUCGGCACCCUUAUCCUGCAGGAUUGUGCUGUAGGUUUGCUGUUUGCGUUGCUUCCAGUUCUUGGUGGUACUUCCGGUGUUCUUCAAGGAGUAAUAUCCAUGACUAAAUCGUUGGUGGUUUUAAUCAUAUUUUUGGCCAUUUUGUCAAUAUUAUCUCGAAAAUGUGUACCAUGGUUCCUAAAGCUCAUGAUAAGCCUUUCAUCUCAGACUAAUGAACUCUAUCAAUUGGCAUCGGUGGCAUUCUGCUUACUUGUUGCUUGGUGUAGUGAUAAGCUGGGUUUAAGCCUUGAACUUGGUUCCUUUGCCGCUGGAGUGAUGAUAUCAACAACUGAUCUUGCUCAACAUACACUUGAACAAGUUGAGCCCAUUCGGAAUUUUUUUGCUGCUCUCUUUCUCGCCAGCAUUGGGAUGUUAAUACACGUUCAUUUCCUUUGGAAUCAUGUUGAUAUUUUGCUAGCAGCUGUUAUGUUGGUGAUCAUUAUAAAAACUAUUGUGGUUGCCAUUGUUGUCAAGGGAUUUAGAUACAACAACAAGACUUCGCUUCUUGUUGGAAUGUCGCUUGCGCAAAUUGGGGAAUUUGCUUUUGUUCUUCUAAGCCGUGCUUCAAAUCUUCAUCUAGUUGAGGGCAAAUUGUAUCUACUGCUGCUUGGCACAACAGCUCUCAGUCUGGUGACCACACCAUUGCUUUUCAAGCUGAUUCCUGCUGUAGUACAUAUUGGGGUAUUGUUGCGGUGGUUCUCUCCAGAUAGUUCAAUUGAGAUUGGAUUUAAAGGAGAUAGCCUUCGUGCAGAGAGUGCUAAGCGUAUUGCUCUGAUGGUCCAAGGGUCUCAUGUUUCAUGAUGUUAAAUAUAGCAUGAAAACCAGAAAAAAAUUGCAAUUUUCAGAGCUUACCUGAUGGGCUUCUUAUACUCUGGAGAACAGGUGCUCAAGAGUCCAAAGGAGGUUGACUAAGUGAACAGGUGCUCAUCACGUGCUGCCUGCUUUCAAUACUUAUAUCUGACCAGGCUAGAUUGAUUGAAAAAUGCCAACUGAGACAAAAGAAACAGGCAGUGCAGUAAAUAUGCAAUCCAUAUGCUGACAUAUUCUAAUUUUGAUUCGGGCCACCAUGUUACUCUGCUGGAUGGAUGGCCUUUUUAAUUUUAUUUUUUUUGGGUGUAAAGUAGUGUUCUUUUUUUGUAAUUUAAUUCAUUUCAACCUGUUAUUUUAGUUGAUAGUUGUUUGUUGUUUUGUUUAUUUUAUUAAUUGUUUGUAAGUCAGAAAUCCACGCCAUUAUAAACCCACAAAUUUACUAAUGCAAUUUUGUUCA
Molecule: messenger RNA, 2437 nt
Organism: Corylus avellana
Lineage: Eukaryota; Viridiplantae; Streptophyta; Magnoliopsida; Fagales; Betulaceae
Gene: KEA4
Product: K+ efflux antiporter 4
Biological process (GO): potassium ion transmembrane transport; proton transmembrane transport
Cellular component (GO): membrane
Molecular function (GO): potassium:proton antiporter activity
Source: RefSeq, a predicted model, not a curated record